UUUGAAGCCAACGGCAGGAGGGAAAAGAAACGCCACAACUUAAAAGAGGUGAAAGAGCAAUUGGAUCUCUGUUCUCAUUCGCCACAACCAGUCCAACAGUUCAGGAACGUCCACUAUUUGUAUUCUAUAGAGACAAUUUUGAAGCUAGCCCACUUGUGAGAGGGAAGGAAAACUCCCCAAUUUAAUAAAAGACAACUUAAACAAAGGGGAAGAGCUCUCGUUCUCCACAAAGGCUACAGCUAUCCAAGGAAUCAGUCAUGGCUGCAGAAGCACAGCACACUUGUUAUGAGGGCGACAGUGUCCACAAUUUCCAGUUUUAUCUGGAACACUCUGGAGAACACAAGGCCAUUGUCCAGUGUCUUAACAACAUCCUAGCAGGAGAAUUUAAGAGAAUUGGAGAAGGUAAAAGCAGCCUGGAUGUUCUUGGCAUUGGAAGUGGUGCAGGUGAGGUGGAUGCUCAGAUCCUUACACUGCUGCAGUCUAUAUUCCCUGCUGUUCCUAUUACUGCUGACAUUGUGGAUGGCAGCUCUGAGCUCUCAGACAACUUCAAAGCUUUGGUAGCAAAGACUGCCAGCCUUCAGAAAAUCCCGUUUGGUUGGCACAUCAUGACCAGUGAGGACUAUGUGAAGCAAGUCAAAGUCAAGGGAGACAUGAAGAAGUUUGAUUUCAUACACAUGAUUCAGAUGAUCUAUUAUGUGGAAAACCUUUGUGAAACUAUCAAGUUUUACCACAGCCUUCUAAAAGCUAACGGCAGGCUUAUGAUCAUCAUUGAAACAGCCAAAGGUGGAUGGGACACCUUGUGGAAGACUUACCGUAAGGAGCUGUGUGUAGGUGCCAUCAAAGAGUUCCGUUCAUCAGCAGAGGUCAUUGCCUGCCUGGAGAGCCUGUGUCUGAAGUAUGAGGUGCAUUCGGUUCCCAACACCUUCGACAUCACUGAAUGUUUAAAUCCAGGAGGCUCCACUGGAGAACGCCUGCUGAGUUUCAUGACAGGAAGUGACAAGUUCCACCAGUCCUUUACCCCAGAGAUCAGAGAUGGCAUGUUAGACCUUCUGAGGAAAAAGUGCAGCACAGUGAAAGAUGGCAAAGUAUUGUUCAUCAGUAAUAUGAGUUGCAUUCUUGUUCAUCCUUAAGUGCAUCCUGCAGAGAAGUGUUUAUCAUUCUGACUCUGUACUCUGUGUAUUUGUCAGAAAGAAUAAAUAAAUACAGUUCAGUUUAUCUUGAGUGAGUAAAAGUUGCUGCUGUACUAGAAGACACAUAAGUCUAGCUAUGCAGUGAGUCCUAAUUUGCUUUCAUCAAACUUUGGCCCUCUUCUAAUCUGUAAGGAAGUUUAGUAUCCAGGUGUGACCUUUCAUAAUAAAGUCACUGUAAUCUAUAUCUUUACAGUUAGAACAGCUCUGAUGACUGUCUCGAAAAGGUCGUUUCUAGUGAUAGAGACAGAAAAUAAUCACCCAGCUUUACAGAAAGUCCUCCAGUUAUUGCUUUAUGUUUGAAAUUUUUUGGCCUUCAGGGAAAUUGUUUUGUUUCAUUCUCUUAGAAAUGUUUUUGGCUUUAACAAGCAAGAAAAUUAAAAACUCCAAGAGCCCACAGUACACUUCCAGGAGUGUUAGCAGCCAAAGGACAGGAGAAUACUGGACUUACAUUUGUUAGAUUUCAUUUCUGACUGGAUCCCAGUGUUGUUUCAUUUGUGCUGGAUGCAUAUGCUAAUAAGAUUUCAAAAUUAAUAUUAAUAAAGUUAAUAUUCCCCAAAAAGUCGUGUUGUCCUGAACUUGCACCUCAUGGGUGUUGAGGUUUAGCUGUGUUGAUGCUAAACACUGAAUAAGGACAGAAAGGUACGAUUAGUGUGAUGGCUGUGCAAUCUCCAAUAUUUACCAUUUUAAGUAGACUGAUAUCCAUGAGGUUUGGUUUCACAUAAACGGCUAGUUCAAAGACUGGCAAACUGGGCAUUUACUGCAUGUUAUUC
Messenger RNA from Archocentrus centrarchus (flier cichlid), 1960 nucleotides. RefSeq names its product histamine N-methyltransferase A-like. The record is from RefSeq and is a predicted model, not a curated record. Gene Ontology annotation, molecular function: N-methyltransferase activity. NCBI's taxonomy places the organism in Eukaryota, Metazoa, Chordata, Actinopteri, Cichliformes, Cichlidae. Bases 258 to 1130 code for a protein of 290 amino acids. The transcript is spliced from 7 exons.